CCUGUGGCAAUCUCCCUUCGCAGUCCACUACCUGCCUUUGUCCUACUAAGUCUCUAUUCAUUUUUUUUAAAAAAGCUAGUCGAGGGGGGAAGAGGAGAAAAAAAGGAAAGGGGAAAAUCUCGCAGACUAAAAUCAUCCGAAUGAUGAAACCUUAAUUUUAUCCUCCUCUCUUUGAUGUUAAGCGGUGGCUUCUUACUUUAAAAGGGGGGAGGGAGGGAGAGAAAGAGAGAGAGAGAGGAGAAGAAGACAGUGCUAGGAGCAGAUGACUUUUCAUCCCCACUUCACCUUGCCACUGGGUCUGUGAGAGAUUGGUUCACUGUCAAGGAGACUUUUUUUUUACCCAUGAUUCCAUAUGGUAUGGACUGGGCUACAUGUUGCCCAACAUGCCAGUGCAAAUGUUUUCUCAAUUAGGUGUCUUAUCUCCCGUGAGUUAGCAUCAGAUGAAGCUUGCUGACAGCAUAAUGGCAGGGAAAACCUCCGACGGAUCCAUCAAAUGGCAGCUCUGCUAUGACAUCUCGGCCAGAACUUGGUGGAUGGAUGAAUUCCAUCCAUUCAUUGAAGCACUUCUUCCCCACGUCCGAGCAUUUGCAUACACAUGGUUCAACCUACAAGCUCGAAAGCGAAAAUACUUUAAAAAACAUGAGAAGCGUAUGUCAAAAGAGGAAGAAAGAGCUGUGAAGGAUGAAUUGCUAAGUGAAAAACCAGAGGUCAAACAAAAAUGGGCGUCCAGACUUCUGGCAAAGCUACGGAAAGAUAUAAGGCCUGAAUACCGAGAGGAUUUUGUUCUAACUGUCACAGGGAAAAAACCUCCAUGUUGUGUUCUUUCAAAUCCAGACCAGAAGGGCAAAAUGAGAAGAAUUGACUGCUUACGCCAGGCAGAUAAGGUCUGGAGGUUGGACCUUGUUAUGGUGAUUUUAUUUAAAGGUAUUCCGCUUGAAAGUACUGAUGGCGAACGCCUUGUAAAGUCCCCACAGUGCUCAAACCCAGGGCUGUGUGUACAGCCGCAUCAUAUAGGGGUUUCAGUUAAGGAACUCGAUUUAUAUUUGGCAUACUUUGUGCACGCAGCAGAUUCAAGUCAGUCUGAAAGUCCAAGCCAGCCAAGCGAAGCUGAUAUUAAGGACCAGCCAGAAAAUGGACAUUUGGGCUUCCAAGACAGUUUUGUCACAUCAGGUGUGUUCAGUGUGACUGAACUAGUAAGGGUCUCGCAAACACCAAUAACUACAGGAACAGGUCCUAAUUUCUCACUCUCAGAUUUGGAAAGUUCCUCAUACUAUAGCAUGAGCCCAGGAGCAAUGAGAAGAUCUUUACCAAGCACUUCCUCUACCAGCUCUACAAAGCGCCUCAAAUCUGUAGAGGAUGAAAUGGACAGUCCGGGUGAAGAGCCAUUUUAUACAAGCCAAGGGCGGUCUCCAGGAAGUGGCAGUCAGUCAAGUGGAUGGCAUGAAGUGGAGCCAGGAAUGCCAUCGCCAACUACAUUAAAGAAGUCAGAGAAGUCUGGUUUCAGCAGUCCCUCGCCUUCGCAGACCUCCUCCCUUGGAACGGCAUUCACACAGCAUCAUCGACCUGUCAUUACAGGACCCAGAGCAAGUCCACAUGCAACACCAUCGACUCUUCAUUUUCCAACAUCACCCAUUAUUCAACAACCUGGGCCAUACUUCUCACACCCAGCAAUCCGCUAUCAUCCUCAGGAGACUCUGAAAGAGUUUGUCCAACUUGUCUGUCCCGACGCUGGUCAGCAGGCUGGACAGGUGGGGUUCCUCAAUCCCAAUGGUAGCAGCCAAGGCAAGGUGCACAAUCCAUUCCUUCCUACUCCAAUGUUGCCACCGCCACCUCCACCACCAAUGGCCAGGCCUGUACCUCUGCCAGUGCCAGACACAAAGCCUCCAACUACGUCAGCAGAAGGAGGUGCCGCUUCUCCUACUUCACCAACCUACUCGACACCCAGCACCUCCCCUGCAAACCGAUUCGUCAGUGUUGGACCACGGGAUCCAAGCUUUGUAAAUAUCCCUCAACAGACACAGUCCUGGUACCUGGGAUAAAACUCUCGGCUUCCCACCAUCUGCCAGACCGACCACCUGACCCCUUCCCAACUCUGUAACAUGGAAGCAGCCACAGUGCAGUGCAGUUACUUCACCUCUGUGGAAGGGAAGAUGAACAGAUACUGAUAGCAAACAACUGCUUAUCUUCAAAAAAUGGCAAAAGUUAUGGUUGAUCAACAAAGGCCGUAACAUUGUUCAGGGGCAUGGGGAGGAGGGGGAUUUUUUUUCAACAACAACAAAAAUAAGAACACCUUAGUGACCGAUGUAAUUUCUCAUAUGGUGCUGGAAAUGUUUGGGCUUCAUACUUUUUGAAGUGUUCAAUUGGUAGUGUAAGCAUUAGGGACACUGGUAGUAGAGCCAGCCUUCUGGCUGCUUACUGACUUGCUGUUAUAACACUUUCCAUAUGGCGCCUAACUGUUUUACAGUAUUUUCACUGACUUUUCCCCAUACAGGUGUGAAACUUCUUGAGAAAUCAUAAGGAACACACGUUAAAUGAUAACUUUUGCAAUACCUGAAUUCUGCAAUACAGAAUUUACAGGACAGACCUGGGGGUUGGGUUUUGCUUUUUGUUUUUUUCUGUAACAUAUCAGUUCUUUUUUUUUUUCAAUUGCAGUCAGCGGUUAGUUAGAUAUGUGACAUGAAUCAUAAGAACAUUAUCAACAAGUUGAUUUUCCACCCAAGUUGCAGAGAAAUAUGAAAGAUCAACCUACUGCUGUUCACGUGAAAUAGAAAAAAGGGUUUAAAUGCUGCACUUACAUAAAGCAUUUGUGACAAUUUUCAACAAUGACAUAAAAUCCACAUGGAGAUGGGGAAGUUGGUCUGUUUUGAUAGAAACUGAAAGAAGUCAAUCAAAACAAUCGAAUUUUGAAUUGAGAAAAGUGCAAUUUCAUUGGAUAGCUAAAUAUCUUUGUAAGAUAGAGAUUGUUGAAAAUUCUAUUUUUGUUUUCCAAGUCCUAUCACCCCAGGACUCUAAAUUAUUGGGGUAAAAAACAGCCUUGCGAGAAAAAAAGGGGGAGCUAUUUUUGCUUUUUAUGUUUUUUAUUGUUAAACUUGUAUCCCUUUAAAACUGAAGGAAAUUUUAAAAAAACAGAAUUUAAUGGUGCUUUUACCACACUAUGUUAUCUACAUUAAAUGCUAAUUAAUCAUUUUCUGUUAUCAAAGCACAUAAUUAAAAUUAAAUCAUAAUAUCUGUUAAUUUUAUAAGCUAAAAGUCACUAUAAUAAAUUAUGCCAAUUCUGACAAAUCAUAUGUGUUUCCGGCAAUAUAGGGUAUAUCACUUCUCAGAAUACCUUGGACACAACCCAACACGGAAGUAGGUGUGCUUAAGCCUUUUGGAACAGAUGGCUUUAAGCCUGCCUCUCCCUGCAUUGGAUCGUGGCCCUUGAGACAAUAAUAAUAAGACAGAGCUGUCCAGAACGUAGAACCCCUUUGUAUCCCUGAACUGGCUUUAUUUUUCCUGGACUGCAAAGGCAGCAAUACAGAAGCAAAAUGCUGAUUAUAUAUCUUGUGCCAGUUCAAGGCAAUGACACUUGCUUAGACAAAACAAAAAGAUGAUGAAGAAGAGUUUGGACCCCAAAUGUCCUGUAUGUUAUGUACAAAAAAGAAAAAAAAGGAAAAGGAGGAAAAAAACAGCAAAAAAAUGCAAGAGAUUUUUUUUUCUAUCAGACAGCGGAGCACCCCUUUGCUUCCCAUGCAACUUUAAGAAGGUUUCCUAUAUUAUACAUAUAUAUACGUUCUGGUUGGCCGAUCUAGCUAAUCAGAGAAAGUCUCUGCAUGUUCUAGUGUUAGUAACUAAUUUUUAUAUAGUUAAUGUAGGGUAAAGUAGAGUGCAUUAAGACACAAUAUUGUAAUCCCUAAUCCAGGCACUUGCCUUUAAACUAUGUUUGUUCAGCCCUUCAGAAGGGUUUCUACUACUGUCCUAUACAAUCAAGUAAACUGAAUUUCUUGGGAAGACACUUUGCUCCUCAUCUUUUCCCUAAAACUAAUUUUUUUGUUUUGUUUUCUUGAUUUGCACGAAACAAAAAAAAAAGAAUUCCAUAUCAAUGUGCCUUGCCCUGGAUAGCGAUUAUUUGUGGAAUUGUUGCACAUGUUCCUAUAUUGAAAGGGGUUUUUUCUCCCUAGUCAAGCAUUUGGAGACACUUUUUUGUAAAUGUGACUUUUAUGUCAGCCAUUGUCAGUUUCGGCAUCUUAGAACUGAGUAGAGCGUUAGUUGUUCCACAGAUAGGGGUAGUGUUUUCUUGUCCUGUACGGUCAGUGGCAGUGCUAUUCUAAGAUCUGUAGAUGCUAGAUAUCAGUAUUUUUGAUGUUGCUGCAUUUUACAUUUUAUUUGGAGUCUUCCUCUUGUUUUGUUUUUAAUUUUUUUUCUCCCAGAUAUAUGAAAAUAUGCAAUACCUGCUUAUAUCAUGUAGAAGAAAAGCUUAGCAAUUCUUGAUUUUUCUUUUGACUUUUUUUUAUUUGACCAAAGUCGGUGCUGCAAUUGACGCAGUGUGUUUUAGGUGUUUGUCUUUGUACUUUUUUGUUGUUGUGAUUUUUUUUUGAAUGCACACGCAGGAAGGGCUCUUCUUAGAGAAGCAGUCAAACUGUGAAGCACUAAGCUGAACCCUGCUUCAAGCAAUUUUUUUUUGUUUUACAACUGUUCCUUUCACAAGCAAGCCUUAAAAAAAAAGAAAUCCCUUUUUCUUCAGAUCCCACACCCAUUUUUAUUAGCAGAUUGCAAUCAACCCACAUUCAAUAAAAAGUAUAUAAUGCCCAUUUUUAUAUGCACGUUUUUAAACUUCCAAGUUCUGAAAAUUGUUUACUGGUUAUUCUCUAUUUAAAGAAAAAAAUGUUUUGGAUUUUCAUAUAUGUCAAAUAAGUGGUUGAGUAGUCAUUUGCUCUGUUGUAUUGUGUGAUUGUUAGUAUUAUGGUAUCACAUCCACUAGCCAGCAUCUUUUGCCUUCCCUAUAGCACUUAGCAGGGCAUUACCUUAUUAAGACAUAUGUGCACUAAAAAAAAGAAGAAAAGAUAAAAAAAUAGCAGCUUUCAGUGCUUCACAGUGAAGGGAAAAAAAGCCUAGACAAACAUUUUGUCAGAACCUUGCUAUAAGCCAAGGUAUUACCAGUGAAUUGGUUGUAUAUACAACAAAAUUGCACCCUUUUUUAAAAAAGAAAAACAAAGCAAACUAAGCAAUAGUUUGGGCAGAUAGUUGUUUUUAGUGAGCAUGUCGUAGUCAUGGCCGCAAAGAGCGAGAAUCAAAGCUGCCCACGCAGAAGCGAUGUAAUUUGUAUGUUGUAUAGUUUUAUUGAUUACACUGAUUUAUUCUACCCUAUUUUAUAAUGCAGGACUUUUGUAAUGUUGUUUAAAUGAGGAAAAAUUCUGUCAAAUUAGCUUAGCGGAAUUUCUGAUUGUUCGUUAUAAAGGCAGCAUUCAUAGAAUUGCUUUUUUUUCCUUUGGGAACUGGAUUUAAGUUUAAAACUUUCCUGUUUCCUUUUUGUAUGUAUUUAAAUACAGUUAUUAUUUUUUUUCUUCUCUCAAUAGUAUAGCAUAUUCCUAUGCUUGAGAAGUAUAGGCUACUGAAGAACCAUUGUAAAUGGACAUUACAGAUAUGCUGUAUUUUUGAAGGUGUUUUAUCAUAUUAAGUUUGAAGAUGGUAAAGUUAGGGAAAUUCUGAUCGGAAUUGUGUCAAAACAAAUUGUUUUCAAGGCUUUAAACGUUAGAUAGGGCGGUCAGGGGUGUUUACCAACAGGAGUUGUAAAGUAUUAAAGACACUAAAUUCAAUGGUGGUUCAUCUGAUUUUCAUGCAGAUACACAACAAUUCGGAUCUGUUCAAGUGUGGAGAACAAACAGAGUUUUAUUCCUCGAAGUAGAGCAGAGAACGGAGAUCUGAGGGGAGACAACCGCAUGGGGUGUACAGUCGACAAUAGAGAAAUAAUCUCGAUUCACACUUAGAAAGCAGAUUCACACGCGCACUUGCCCAUUCCAAAAUUGCUUUUCAUCCUUUGUACAAACCAGUUUUCUUUCUGAUCUUUUUCUUUGAGAACUGACAAACGCACAACACCGACUUCUGCUUCCUCACACAAAACACAAACAGGAGCCCACUUGGAAUUGACACUACCGAAAAUAGUCUUUUUGUUAUUAUUAUUAUUAUUAUUCCCCUGACCCCUUUUCAAAAUAGGACUCUAGCUUGUUAUUAUUAUUCUGCACACCCCUGCAAUAUUGUAAUUAUUCAUCUUAUUAUAUAUAUAUUUUUAAACGAUAGGCCAAUAUCACCCAUGAGUAUACCUUGUCUGUAUUGUAAACUCUCCUCCUUCUCUUUGGAAAGUUGAAGAGUAAAGGAAUAGAACCUUUUCCAGCUCCACAGUAUUCAGUCAGCCCACAGGAAUAUGCAAAAUCCCUCUACCUAGCUUUCUUUCUCUCUAUCUUUUUCAUUCUAUAUAUUUUGCAGCUUAGUAGUGACAGUGUUAACAUUUACCGUACACAUAUACACAACGAGAACCCCAAAUACAUAACAUAAACCGCUUUUUUGCCCCUUGUGUUUUUUUUUUCUUAAAUGUCACCAUUAUACUUUGCAUUGUGUCUCUGGAAAUAUCUUCUUUUUUUAAAAAAAAAUGAUUUUACUUUGGUAGAAGACCUCCAUAGAACAAACAUUGCAAACCACAACCGGCAUAGAAAUGGAAGGAGAGCUUCAAUGGCACCUAAAUGAAACCCAUCUUUCAUGAAAUCUAUUGGAGAUCUCAUGAAGUGAACUCUGCCUACCAGGCAAGGUUUCCAUUAAAUCAAGCUUACAGAGCCAAUUUUGUCUUGAAGUCAAUGCAUGUAUUACUGUUUGACAGUAAAACCCGGCUAUGCCACCAUCAAGUCCAAGGCUGUGCAAUAGUCUAAUUAGUAUCGAGUACAUUUUCCUUUUAUUUUUUUCCCAAUAAAAAAGCAGUGGGAUGAAAAUUGCUUUGAUAUAUAGCAGGUAACAUUGAAGCUAUUCCAUAGCACUUAACUGUAGUGAAUACUGUGUCACCAAUUCUGAAAUCAAUUUAAUGUUUAAUGCAAAUCCAUUACAUGGUGCUAUUACAGGCUGGCAAAAUGAUUUACAAAAAUGUGACAACUUGGGCUCAAUUCACUCUGCUUUCCAACAAUGUAAAUGCAUAGCAGUGUUUAUCUGCAUGAGAACUAUGCACUAAUAUAAAUCUGAAAAAAGAGAAAGAAAUAUAUCAACUUUGGUAUCUAGUUUCUGUUUACUUCAAUCCUUGCCUUUUUGGUCAUUAUUAUAAAUGCCAGCUUUAGGACAGAAAGAAAAUAUAAGAAAACCAGCAUAAUACCUGAUAUAUUAAAAAUGUAGUGCCUGUGAAAUCUGUAUUAUAUUGCUCUUCUGAAGUAAGAUUUUUCUACACCAGUAGCCUUCGCUGUCUGUCAGAACCUUCUGAUAUAGGUGAUGUAAAAUAACCGUACAAUAUUAAUGCAUGCUAUUCCAUAAUGCUUAGUGAGCUGUAUGAAUAUUACUCAAAGUUAUGUUAGUCUUUUUUUUCCUGACUUGGUUCUUGUCAGAUAGGUUUAAAGAUAUUUCAUUGAGAACACAACUUCUGGGUUUUUUCUCUCUUGAUUUUGGGUGUUUUCAGUAUUUUGAAGAUAUACAGUUAACUUAAAAUUCAGUAUUAUUUGUGGGGGGCAUUCUUUAUUCUUGAGGGAAGGCAUGGGUUUCAAAUAAAAAAAAUCCUUGCCUGGUAGGGUUUUGUUCUGUUCUGUUCUGUUCUGUUUUUUUCGCUUAAAGCAUCCAUAAGAACUCUUUAAGAGCUCAAUCUCAGAAGAAAAAACAAGACAUCAAGUUUCAAAGUAAGGAACAAUCCUCAAGCUUGGAACUGACCUUGAAAGUGGUUUCUUAAUGGACAAUAUUCAAACCAGGUACCCAUGUUUGACCCUUCUUCACACCAGACCUCCUUAUAUUAAAACAAACUUUUAAAGAACCUUUUAAAACCCAACGUCAUAUGGCUCUUUAGUUUCAUGCAUUGUUGCAUUUUUUUCUUCAAAACUCUGUAUAUACUUUGGGCCCGAUUCAUGAAUGGUCACUGGGCAUUAACAUAGGAUUUUGGUGUAUAUUUUUUAAUCCAAAUUUGGGGACUUGUUCUUUCAUUCUAAGGCCAAUAGAACUUCAGCACAUUGCUGUUGCCAAGAUUUGACAUAAUUUUCACAUCCACCCAAGUUCUACAUGAAGGCAGAACAAGAUUUGGAGCGUAUAACUUGCGUACAUGUAUCAGUUACCAUGAAGGAAAACAUUUCCUAAGUCAUGCUAAUUUGUCUAGAGCUUCCUGAAUUCUGCACUCUGCUCAGAUAUAAGAGUUUUACUAUCUUGCUCAACAAACUCUCUUGGCCACAGGAAGAUCUACUGGAUUUUGUUUUCAUGACCCUCCCUAGUCAAAGCAGUAUAAGAGAAAACAUUUACAAUCCAGUAUUUCACCAAGUAUUUCCUUACUCACAUUGAGUGGCAAGCCUCAGAUCAGUGAACAAUUCUUCUCCAAAAGAAAGAGAGAAAUCUAAAUGUGAAUGAGAGCGAGAAGAUUGGCAGUUUAAUGUAGAGGUAUCAUUCCAACUCAAUGAUGCUUAGAGAGCACAGAUAUUAAAUAUAGCAACGUGGCUGAGUGGACAGUCUCUCACCUGUACCUCUGCUAUUAUUGCUGCUGUAAAAAAGAUUGGAAGCUCGCUUUGCAGUUAUUUUUCAAGAUUGCAAAAUGUGUUUGUGGAAAUAACCACAAUAUACCUACGGUUGGCCUUUGCACACUGAGCAAUUCACUCGUGCAGAUCUAAUAGAUAUCCCUGAUAUCUAUUUUUUUCCAAUUUGGUGUAACAAAAGUUCUUCCAAUAUAUAUGUGAAAUAUCUGCUGCAAAAUCACUUGAUCCCUGUGUUAAUACUCUCAUGACUCCACCAUUGUAUGAAUCGGGUCCCUUGUGCCUCUAGUAUCCUUGUAUUGACUCUCAUAGUUACCAUUUUAGUUUUACUGUGUUCUGUAAAAAUUUUGCAAUUGGUUGAAAAUCACUGUGGGCAUCCAUUCUUUUUUUUAAAAAAAAACUAAAUCUCUGCAGGUUUUUUGAGCUGGUGUGGAUUAGUUUAACACUUGUAUUCAACCAUUAGUGCUACCACCCUCUCACAUUACAAUACGAUUACUGGAAGCAAGUACUGCAUUUCCUAUGCAACAAAAAAGGAAAAUAAAAAAUUGCUAAUGCUAA
Molecule: messenger RNA, 9230 nt
Organism: Anolis sagrei ordinatus
Lineage: Eukaryota; Metazoa; Chordata; Lepidosauria; Squamata; Anolidae
Gene: NFIA
Product: nuclear factor I A
Biological process (GO): regulation of transcription by RNA polymerase II
Cellular component (GO): nucleus
Molecular function (GO): RNA polymerase II cis-regulatory region sequence-specific DNA binding; DNA-binding transcription factor activity, RNA polymerase II-specific
Source: RefSeq, a predicted model, not a curated record